This is a messenger RNA of Sorex araneus (European shrew), 2787 nucleotides long. It is a transcript of the gene SOX5, whose product is annotated as SRY-box transcription factor 5. NCBI's taxonomy places the organism in Eukaryota, Metazoa, Chordata, Mammalia, Eulipotyphla, Soricidae. Gene Ontology annotation, cellular component: nucleus. The transcript has 15 exons. The record is from RefSeq and is a predicted model, not a curated record. Gene Ontology annotation, biological process: regulation of transcription by RNA polymerase II; cell fate commitment; positive regulation of chondrocyte differentiation. Gene Ontology annotation, molecular function: RNA polymerase II cis-regulatory region sequence-specific DNA binding; DNA-binding transcription factor activity, RNA polymerase II-specific. The coding region runs from base 187 to 2481 and encodes 764 amino acids.
GAGAGAGAGAGAGAGAGAGAGAGAGAGAGAGAGAGAGGAGAGGAGGAGAGAGAGAGGAGGAGAGAGAGAGGGGAGAGGAGAGACAGAAAAAUCAAUUGGUUUAGAAGGUUUGGACUCACUUGACAGAUUCAGUUGGAGACGAUCCUAGGUGGCCGCGGUGACAAAGGGAAAUUGUGCUUUUCCAGCAUGCUUACUGACCCUGAUUUACCCCAGGAGUUUGAAAGGAUGUCUUCCAAGCGACCAGCCUCUCCGUAUGGGGAAGCAGAUGGAGAGGUAACCAUGGUGACAAGCAGACAGAAAGUGGAGGAAGAGGAGAGUGGCGGGCUUCCGGCCUUUCACCUUCCCUUGCAUGUGAGUUUUCCCAACAAGCCUCACUCUGAGGAAUUUCAGCCAGUUUCUCUGCUGACGCAAGAGACUUGUGGCCGUAGCACUCCCACUUCUCGGCACAGUACAAUGGAAGUUGAUGGCAAUAAAGUUAUGUCUUCAUUUGCCCCACACAACUCAUCUACCUCACCUCAGAAGGCGGAAGAAGGUGGGCGGCAGAGCGGCGAGUCCUUGUCCAGCGCGACCCUGGGCACCCCUGAGCGGCGCAAAGGCAGUUUAGCGGACGUGGUGGACACCUUGAAGCAGAGGAAGAUGGAAGAGCUCAUCAAGAAUGAGCCAGAAGAAACCCCCAGUAUUGAAAAGCUACUAUCAAAGGACUGGAAAGACAAGCUUCUUGCAAUGGGAUCAGGGAACUUUGGUGAAAUAAAAGGGACUCCCGAGAGCCUCGCUGAGAAGGAGAGGCAGCUGAUGGGCAUGAUCAACCAGUUGACCAGUCUCCGGGAGCAGCUGCUGGCCGCCCACGACGAGCAGAAGAAGCUGGCCGCGUCUCAGAUAGAGAAACAGCGUCAGCAGAUGGAACUGGCCAAGCAGCAGCAAGAGCAGAUCGCGAGACAACAGCAGCAGCUUCUGCAGCAGCAACACAAAAUCAACUUGCUCCAGCAGCAGAUCCAGCAGGUUCAAGGUCAACUGCCGCCAUUAAUGAUCCCCGUAUUCCCUCCUGACCAGCGGACACUGGCCGCAGCUGCUCAGCAAGGCUUCCUCCUCCCUCCCGGCUUCAGUUACAAGGCUGGAUGUAGUGACCCUUACCCUGUUCAGCUGAUCCCAACUACCAUGGCAGCCGCCGCUGCCGCCGCACCAGGCCUCGGCCCUCUCCAGCUGCAGCAGUUAUAUGCUGCCCAGCUCGCAGCCAUGCAGGUGUCUCCGGGAGGAAAGUUGCCGGGUCUCCCGCAGGGCAACCUUGGCGCUGCAGUGUCUCCUACCAGCAUGCACACCGACAAGAGCACAAACAGCCCGCCGCCCAAAAGCAAGGAUGAAGUGGCGCAGCCACUGAACCUCUCAGCUAAACCCAAGACCUCUGAUGGCAAAUCGCCCACCUCACCCACCUCUCCCCAUAUGCCAGCUCUGAGAAUAAACAGUGGGGCGGGCCCCCUCAAAGCCUCUGUCCCAGCAGCGUUAGCUAGUCCUUCCGCCAGAGUUAGCACAAUAGGUUAUUUAAAUGACCAUGAUGCUGUCACCAAGGCAAUCCAAGAAGCUCGACAAAUGAAAGAGCAACUCCGACGGGAACAACAGGUGCUGGAUGGGAAGGUGGCCGUAGUGAAUAGUCUUGGGCUCAAUAACUGUCGGACAGAAAAGGAAAAAACAACACUGGAGAGUCUGACUCAGCAACUGGCGAUUAAACAGAACGAAGAAGGAAAAUUUAGCCAUGCCAUGAUGGAUUUCAAUAUGAGUGGCGAUUCAGAUGGAAGUGCUGGAGUUUCAGAAUCAAGGAUUUACAGAGAAUCCAGGGGGCGCGGUAGCAAUGAACCCCACAUAAAGCGUCCAAUGAACGCCUUCAUGGUAUGGGCUAAGGAUGAACGGAGGAAAAUUCUUCAGGCUUUUCCUGACAUGCACAACUCCAACAUCAGCAAGAUACUGGGAUCUCGCUGGAAAGCUAUGACCAACCUAGAGAAACAGCCAUACUACGAGGAGCAAGCCCGUCUCAGCAAGCAGCACCUGGAGAAGUACCCUGACUACAAAUACAAACCCCGGCCAAAGCGCACCUGCCUCGUGGACGGCAAGAAGCUUCGCAUCGGGGAAUACAAGGCCAUCAUGCGGAACCGGCGGCAGGAAAUGCGGCAAUACUUCAACGUCGGGCAACAAGCACAGAUCCCCAUUGCCACCGCGGGUGUCGUGUACCCAGGAGCCAUCGCCAUGGCCGGAAUGCCCUCCCCCCACCUCCCCUCCGAGCACUCGAGCGUCUCGAGCAGCCCAGAGCCCGGGAUGCCAGUGAUUCAGAGCACUUACGGCGUGAAAGGAGAGGAGCCCCAUAUCAAAGAGGAAAUACAGGCGGAGGACAUCAACGGCGAGAUUUAUGAUGAGUACGAUGAAGAGGAGGAUGACCCAGAUGUUGAUUAUGGGAGUGACAGUGAAAACCAUAUUGCAGGACAAGCCAACUGAUAAGGGUCAAAAGAUGGUCAUGACCUUAGGACUUCAAGAAGCCCUAGCUGGUUCAUCCUUACCAGUGGCCAAGCACAUUGACUUUCUCAUACACUGACUGUUACUUUAACUGUUAGUCUUAAAUAGUUGGGACAUCAGCUGACUUAUAGACCUCAGCCUCAGAAGGCUUGGAAAGGAAAAAUAAAUACAACAAGCAAACAACAAUAUCAACAUCAAGAGAUUGAAAUAAGCUAUGGGUAAAAUAAUGCCAGUAAUUCAGCUGCUACAUCCAAGCACUGAAGUCUUACCCGUCAACUUUUUUUUUUU